UUGCAGGUGCAUAAUGUGACUUCGCCACACACGGAGUACGGCUUAGAGCCGGAUACUGAAUACACAGUAUACGUUCAAAGUCACAGUGCCGCUGGUGACAGUUUAAUGUCAACCGCUGAAGUCUUCUUCACUCAUCCACUCAUUUCUUCUUUCUGUCCAUAUGGCGAACCGCUCUAUCUUCCAAAUGGACACAGGUAUUACUGUGGUGCUGGUGUAAGGGAGUGUCCACCUGGUUAUGAUUGUGUUGUGGCCGGCACCUCGGAAACUGACACGUUCUGCUGCUCAAAAACAUCAGAUGCGGAUUUGGCAAAGGAGUGUUGCAUAGAGCAAGGAAUUUCGACCAGUUGUCUGUCACAAUGCUCGAAUAACAGCGCACUGACAUCGGAGUGCGCCGAGUACGGUGAUGUGUGGGUACAGUGUACUUCUGCAGGGCAUGAUCACACCAGAUGUUGUGCCGAGUCCGGUAAUUCAAUUCUGUUCGAGUUGCUUUGA
Molecule: messenger RNA, 492 nt
Organism: Gongylonema pulchrum
Lineage: Eukaryota; Metazoa; Nematoda; Chromadorea; Rhabditida; Gongylonematidae
Source: the annotation of a GenBank genome assembly